Molecule: messenger RNA, 2268 nt
Organism: Kwoniella shivajii
Lineage: Eukaryota; Fungi; Basidiomycota; Tremellomycetes; Tremellales; Cryptococcaceae
Exons: 16
Coding region: 1-2268 (755 amino acids)
Biological process (GO): anaphase-promoting complex-dependent catabolic process; positive regulation of mitotic metaphase/anaphase transition; protein K11-linked ubiquitination
Cellular component (GO): anaphase-promoting complex
Source: RefSeq, a predicted model, not a curated record
AUGUCCUCACCUAGGAAACGAUCCAAAAACCAUUCUUCACAAGGAAGGAGUUUGACGGAACCGCAAUUACCGUUACAUAUAGCUUUAGCUUGGAUAAUCGAUCGCGUCUUCCCGUUGAACGACGACUGUCAACCUGUCCCGGUCUAUUCACAAGGAUUCAUAGCGAAUAUACUAAGGAUUAUAGCUCGAGAAGUCUUAGAGGUCGGAAGCAAACCAGGUACAUAUGUGUCACUUCGAGAUGAACUGGAUCCAAUAAUCAGAAAAGAGACUAAAGAGAUAUCGAAGAGGAACGAUAAGAAAAGAAACAGAGGUCAGAAAGUACAAGAGGAAUUUGAAGAUGUGGAGAAAUAUACAAGCUGGAUGUCGUCGUUUGGAGACAAGUUCUUGGAUGUAGCGGAAGGUUGUGCUUUUCUUGACAGACUUGAGAAAGAGUUGAGGGAUAGACUGAAUUAUUCCGACGAUGACGAACCGACCGAGUUCCCCGAGCCUAUUGAACGUCAUUCGCCUAUUGGUGUUUUCGCUCGAAACCUACUCAAUACCCUUCGAAAACUGUCAUUCGACGAGACAACUCAUCUAUCACGAGAGGUGGCCAAGUGGUGCGGGCACGAGACGGCGGGCCCUUCCAUACAUGCUGGAAUAUGGUCUCUGGAUCGGAGAUCAGGGAUGGAAGACUCGUUAGACAAACGAAUGAAAGCCAUGCAAGACUAUCAAGCCGCAAACUCUUCAGGUGAUUAUUCGAAUGCUCUUGCCUCAUUGAGACGUUUUUACGAUUAUCAAUUCCCAUCUUCUGGAAGAGGUCAACAUCAACAUGCUCUAUUGAAUAUCGCUAGCUUCCAUCAUUCUACAGGAGGGAUGGAGUCAGCUCAAGCGGCUAUCGAUGAAGCUAUCAGAGUCGCUCGAACAGCGGGAGAUAAACCUUGUCUUGAGUUUUGUCUGAGCCUGGCACAAAGAAUCAAUAUGGAAACUUCUUCUGUAGCCUAUACACCCUCCGAAACGAUACGUAUAAAUCAGAAGCCUGUCUCGACUAGUCGUUUACCUGAAGGUCAUUCUCCAAUGGAUCAGCUAUGGUCCAUCAAACCAGCUUUAGAUCUCGGUGAACCUGUACAUAUUGCUUUUCGUCGGAUCCAUUCUUCUCAAGGGAAGGAUAUCCCUACUGAACGUCCGAUAUCGGAUGAAGAACGUAGUAAACCUACAAAACAGUGGAGGACCGGUCAAAAGCUAGAUAUGGCAUCUUGGCAUGCUACUCAGGCUUCUUUAUGGUCCAUGCUAGGUUCUGGGACAUUAGCGGAUUUUCACGAAGAUUCAGCUUUGGGAGAUUUAAGUCCAUGGAACGACGGGAGAUUGACCGUAGUACUUUCUAAAGCUCAAAGAGCAGUGGAAAGAGCAGAAUAUGAUUCAGCUCUGUCGAUGUUACUCGACAUGUCUGUAAUACAAGGCAUGUCGAUCUCAUCGUAUCAUCGAUGGGCCAGAGUGGUAUGGAAAAUACUUGAAAGAAGGUGCAAGAUGCACGGAGAUCAAGAGUCUCUUUCCUAUCUAUCGUCUUUACAACCGCCUUCAACUGGCUCCCAAAGACAAGGUCCAGGUGGACCACAAAGGGAAAUAGGACAUCCAGAUCCAAUCCCCCUAUCAGAAGACCUGUCUCCGACCAAGGGAAUCAAAAUGAUCCAAGAACAUAUAAGAGGAUCACUAUUCAAGGCUCAAAAGCUUCAAUCAUCAGCUACGCCUUCUCAUCUGAUAUUACCACAUGUACUAUCUGCGACUCAAUUGUCUAGCGAAUUGGGUCUAUGGCAAACAUAUCGAUUUGGUACUGUAAUUCUUUGUGAAGUUUUAUUGAGCAUGGAAGGUAUGAGUAUGGCCGAGAAAGUCAUUAAAGAGAUUGAUAAUAUUUGGGAUCAAGUACUUGGAGGAGAUGAUUUCGAAUGUAUAGCAAGAGGUGAAAUGUGUUUAGGAAAAGCGAAACUCGAACUUGCGCUGGACAACGAGUCUGCGGAUCUACUAGAUCAAGCUGUCGUGCAUAUUCAACAGUCACUUGAAUUCUCGACUAAACUAGAAUAUCGUUCUCUGAUGCUCGAAUCAACUUCCCUCUUAACGCUGUUAGCUGAACUUCGUUCUGCACAAGAUGGUCAAUCCGGAGAACGGGAUAGUCUAGCUGAUAGAUAUAUGACAAUCAAGUCUGGUGACGGCAAUGUCGCAUUAAAGGAACAAGUCAAGCUAACAGGCGAAAUUGUGAAGAUGGUAGGCGUUAGAGUCGCUGAAGGAUGGAAGUGA